Molecule: messenger RNA, 1065 nt
Organism: Diospyros lotus (date-plum)
Lineage: Eukaryota; Viridiplantae; Streptophyta; Magnoliopsida; Ericales; Ebenaceae
Product: transcription factor BEE 1-like
Exons: 6
Coding region: 27-848 (273 amino acids)
Biological process (GO): regulation of DNA-templated transcription
Cellular component (GO): nucleus
Molecular function (GO): protein dimerization activity; DNA-binding transcription factor activity
Source: RefSeq, a predicted model, not a curated record
CAUCGCGAGUAGAUCGCUUCAUCAUCAUGGGAGAUGCAGACUUCCAGAAUCUGAAGCCAUCUUCUUUCUCAGACGUCAACUCAAGCAUGGAGCUGCUGAGCAACCUCAGUGCAUUGGACAGCAUCAACUCAGAUGUCGUUCAAGGAUUUGUGGCCUUAUCCAGCGAUGGUUUCUUGGAUCAUCAACAGCCGCCGUUUCCUGUGUCAAUCACUGAUCAUCAUCAUAAUAUCCAGAAGUUCUCCUCUUUCCAUUCUGAUGCUCCAUUUUAUGAAGAUCCAGCCGUUCAUUUCUUGCCGUCAACUGGAUGUUCAAGCCAUCAAGGCAACAGUCUGAAAGGGAUUUCUGAAGCAGCUGAUCAUGCCUUGGAAAGUUCUUUUCCUCCAGUUUCUGGAGAUGGGUUCCUUCAAGAUAACAAUACUAAGAUAAAUUAUCGAUUUGGAGGAAAGAAGAGAAAGAGAAGCAACGAGAAGGAAGUGGAGAAGCCAAGAGAAGUCAUUCAUGUGAGAGCGAAGAGAGGUCAAGCAACUGAUAGUCACAGUGUGGCAGAAAGGUUAAGAAGAGAGAAAAUAAACCAAAAGUUGAGAAGCUUGCAGGACCUGGUUCCAGGAUGUUAUAAGGCAAUGGGAAUGGCAGUAAUGUUGGAUGUGAUAAUCAACUACGUUCGAUCUUUGCAAAACCAAAUUGAUUUUCUGUCAAUGAAGCUCUCAGCGGCCAGUUUGUUUUAUGAUUUCAACUCGGAGUUGGAUCCAACUGAAACAACAAUGGGAACAAAUGGUUAUGAGGCACAAGGGAUGGAAGGAGGAGAGUAUGGAGGGUUUUCUCAAUUUCCACCAGCAUGGCCUCUUUGACCUUAAUUUUUGUUCCAUCACUUUCCACCCAAAUAUAUAUAUAUAUAUAUAUACAUACUCACAAUAAAUAAUAGUCUGUUCUAUCUCUAUGAAGUGGAGGAGGUGAUCUUGAUCUCCUUCAUGCUUGAAAUUUCACAUUAAACAUGCUAAUAAGAGUAAGCGUUGUAUUUUGAAUUAUUGCAAUCUCAAUUUUAUCUAUGGCAAUUAACAAUUUAGG